CGCCGAAAAGGCACACACGCCAGAAGACCGCGAGAGCUUCGUGUGGAAGCAUUGCGUGCCUGACAAAACUUCCAACCUCCACGCUCUUCCAGACCCGCACGCUGCCUCCAUCGAUACAGCUGUUCCUCUAACAAGAACCGGGCAAGUGCAUGCUUCACUAGAGAUAUGACUCGCUGGGAUUCAACCUUCCACAUCUCGAUUAGCACCCGGCAAUCGCAGGCUGAAGCAGCAGUCUGUGCAUGGUUGUUGAGCUCAGAUAUGUCGUCGCCGAUGGUACGCCGGUCCAGCUGGCAGCACAGAGCUAGUGCAGAUCUCCGGGCUGUGGUAAAGUCUGUCGCAGGAGGAUCGCGAGCCACCACGAGAGCUGGUAGACUUUGCCCUCACCAUCUGGAGGAUUGCUAUUUCCGUCACAGACGAACCUUGACCUUCAUCAGAUGUCUUGUUAGGCCGCCCAGUCAUACGCAGUCUGAUACCCAGUCUGUACAAGCCCACGUCGUCAUUGUCUCCAGCAGCAACCAGUUCAGUUGCAGCGCCACAGAGGCAAGGCUAUUGAUUCAACUUGCACGCCAGAGGCCCGCUUUGGAGAGGCGGAGGAUACCGAAGACGCACUUCGAAGACCCAACAGGCUCGUAUGUAGCAUUAUCGAUGCAACAGAUGAGCGCCUGCAAGACUUCGCUGCCCAAGAUGCCAACCGAGUGACCGAGCCACCCUCUCUCGAAGCUUGUAUAUUUCGACGACCUACUUUCUAUCGAAGACAGGCGUGAAAUGUCUCUUCGUACUCCCGCAUUCGGCAGCGACAGCCAUGGCUGUGCCAGAUCUUGCGAGCGCAUGCGAGUCAGGACAACGGGCACCCAGCGGAGGAGUCGCGAAGAAGCACAGAGCUCUGGCCGAAUGUGCUUUCAAAACCUCGUAAUGCUCUUUCGCGCGGUCUACCGCAAGAGUGGCGAUCCGCGUGACAUCCGACUCCUUAGUUCAUCCCGAGCGAAACUGGAAAGGCUUGUAUGAAGGAUCCGUUGUGCGGCUAACCGUGAUCUAGGGUCACGUCACCGGCAAGACUGCUACUGCUACCUGUCGUCUGGGACCAUCCAACCACAGCAAGUGGCACAUGAUUUUCUAGUCCUCUUUGCUUACUACUUCUGCUUCACUUAGUACCCUGAUUGACCGCACUCGCAUUGCAGGG
This is a messenger RNA of Baudoinia panamericana UAMH 10762, 1180 nucleotides long. RefSeq lists its product as uncharacterized. The record is from RefSeq and is a predicted model, not a curated record. The transcript is spliced from 2 exons. NCBI's taxonomy places the organism in Eukaryota, Fungi, Ascomycota, Dothideomycetes, Mycosphaerellales, Teratosphaeriaceae. The coding region runs from base 166 to 699 and encodes 177 amino acids.